AUGGCUGUGAAGUCUGAGGUUCUCUGUCAGGUCAGUGACUCUGCUCCUCCUGAUUUGUCCCUUGUUCCAGAAACCUAUCACGAGUUGGGUGAAGUAUUCAGUAAACAGAAGGCUCAGUCCCUUCCUCCCCACCGACCUUAUGACUGUGCAAUUAAUCUGUUUCCUGGAGCCGCCUUUCCCAAGGGACGGUUAUACAGUAUCUCUCGACCUGAACGUGAGGCCUUGGAGACCCACAUCAAGGAGUCUCUAGCUGCAGGUCUCAUUCGGCCCUCGUCAUCACCUCUGGGAGCAGGAUUUUUUUUUGUGAGCAAGAAGGAUGGCUCUCUUCGACCGUGUAUUGAUUAUCGGGGUUUGAAUGAUAUUACGGUCAAGAACAAGUAUCCCCUGCCCUUGAUGAGCUCGGCUUUCGAUUCUUUACAGGGUGCUACGGUUUUUACGAAGCUUGAUUUACGUAAUGCUUAUCAUUUGGUUCGGAUCAAAGAGGGGGACGAGUGGUUGACUGGGUUCAAUACUCCGAUGGGACAUUUCGAGUACCAGGUGAUGCCGUUUGGACUGACCAACGCUCCUGCUGUGUUCCAAAGUAUGGUGAAUGACGUUCUGAGAGAUAUGAUUGGUAUUUUUGUGUUCGUUUACCUGGAUGAUAUCCUCAUCUUCUCGAAGGAGCUUUCUAGCCACGUUCAGCAUGUCAAGCAGGUCCUGCAGCGGUUAUUGGAGAACCGUCUGUUCGUGAAGGCUGAGAAGUGCCUCACUGCCACCACGCCUCCCCAGCUCACUGCCACCACCCCUCCCCAGCUCAAUGCCACCACCCCUCCCCAGCUCACUGUCACCACCCCUCCCCAGCUCACUGCCACCACCACUCCCCAGCUCACUGCCACCACCCCUCCCCAGCUCACUGCCACCGCCCCUCCCCAGCUCACUGCCAACACCCCUCCCCAGCUCACUGCCACCACCCCUCCCCAGCUCACUGCCACCACCCCUCCUCAGCUCACUGUCACCACCCCUCCCCAGCUCAAUGCCACCACCCCUCCCCAGCUCACUGCCACCACGUCUCCCCAGCUCACUGCCACCACCCCUCCCCAGCUCACUGUCACCACCCCUCCCCAGCUCACUCUCACUGCCACCACCCCUCCCCAGCUCACUGCCACCGCCCCUCCCCAGCUCACUGCCACCCCCCCUCCCCAGCUCACUGCCACCACCCCUCCCCAGCUCACUGCCACCACCCCUCCCCAGCUCACUGCCACCACCACUCCCCAGCUCACUGCCACCACCCCUCCCCAGCCCACUGCCACCACCACUCCCCAGCUCACUGCCACCACCCCUCCCCAGCUCACUCUCACUGCCACCACCCCUCCCCAAGUCACUGCCACCACCCCUCCCCAGCUCACUGCCACUGCCAAGCAAUAG
Molecule: messenger RNA, 1404 nt
Organism: Oncorhynchus kisutch (coho salmon)
Lineage: Eukaryota; Metazoa; Chordata; Actinopteri; Salmoniformes; Salmonidae
Exons: 5
Coding region: 1-1404 (467 amino acids)
Source: RefSeq, a predicted model, not a curated record